AUGCUCGGCGACCAGUGCUUGCACCAAACACAGCCGCAGACUCUGCAGGAGCAUCAAGUGUCCGUCUCCGAUGAAGAUAAUUCUUCUGAAGAAGUAGAAACGAGGAGUGACGUCGAUUCACUCAUCGAUGAAGUUCACGCUAUCUGCAAUGCUUUGGCGACCACGGAUUCUGAAGAGGCCGAAGAAGAGACAGAGGAGUAUUUCUUCGACAAGAUCUUCAAGCGUAUGAGAGGAUCUGUUAGCGGAGAUCGGAAUAGUACGGACCAGGGAAGAGGAAGAGGCCGAGGCAGAGGCAGAGGCCGCGGUUCUCGUACCUCUGACGGAGAAGGUGAAGGACGCAACUCAUCAAAAGGACGGGGCUUCCUCAAGAAGUUGUUUGAGAAAAAGAAGGGAGCUGGUAAUUCCUCUUCGGACGGCGACGGAGCAUCCAAGAAGGAAGCCAUCCUGAAAAAGCUUCUUGGGAAAAAGAUGGGAUCCGGAAGUGGCGACGCAUCCAAGGGGGGCGAUUUUCUGAAGAAGCUCAUGGAGAAGAAGAUGGGCUCCGGCACUAACAACUCAUCGGACGCAAGCGACUUUCUGAAGAAGUACUUCGAAGGCAAAGGCGCAUUGUACGCUGCUCAAGAUGAGGAAAUCGACGAUGACGAAGUCCAUCUGGAGGAAUUCUGUGCUGUAGUAUUUGAGAACGAUGAAGAAUGAGCCAUCGUUGCGGAG
Messenger RNA from Rhipicephalus sanguineus (brown dog tick), 711 nucleotides. Its product is annotated as protein qua-1. Lineage: Eukaryota; Metazoa; Arthropoda; Arachnida; Ixodida; Ixodidae. The transcript has 4 exons. The record is from RefSeq and is a predicted model, not a curated record. The coding region runs from base 1 to 696 and encodes 231 amino acids.